Auxenochlorella protothecoides is the source of this 333-nucleotide messenger RNA. RefSeq lists its product as hypothetical. The record is from RefSeq and is a predicted model, not a curated record. Gene Ontology annotation, molecular function: microtubule binding. The transcript has 2 exons. Gene Ontology annotation, cellular component: spindle microtubule; outer kinetochore. Gene Ontology annotation, biological process: cell division; chromosome segregation; mitotic cell cycle. The coding region runs from base 1 to 333 and encodes 110 amino acids. NCBI's taxonomy places the organism in Eukaryota, Viridiplantae, Chlorophyta, Trebouxiophyceae, Chlorellales, Chlorellaceae.
AUGGUAUCCCUUCGCGAGGGCAGCGAGUCUUUGACCUCGUCCCUUCUCCAGGCUCAGGCUGAGCUGGAUCAAAUCGGGCACCGGCUGGAGCAGGAGUUUAGCAGCAGAUAUCGGGACUCGGAGGUCAACCCCCUGGUGGUACUCAACCGCCUGCACAAGCUGCGCAGGGACAUCAGCGCCGUCGCAGAAGAUGCCGAGGACUUGGCCGGCACGAGGGAUACCCUGGCGGCCGAACUGAGCGGGCUCUUGGCCUCCAACGUCGCCAAGCUACAUGCCUUGCAGCGGAAGGCAGGCAUCCACCCAUCCCUGGAGCUGCCUGGUGUACCAGCCUGA